AUGAUCCGUGGAACUGACUAUCACAUCAGCUUCUCGGCCAGAGGACUACCUACAGAGACGCGCAAAGUACCUUUUGAAAAGAUCACUAAGCAUAUGAGGAUUUGGAGUAAAUGGGUUAAGGCCGACUCUGCCGAUCGACAGAAAGAUUACAAUAACAAGUUCGGCCGUUAUCUGAAGGCCAAACUGAAGUGA
This is a messenger RNA of Alternaria novae-zelandiae, 192 nucleotides long. RefSeq lists its product as uncharacterized. NCBI's taxonomy places the organism in Eukaryota, Fungi, Ascomycota, Dothideomycetes, Pleosporales, Pleosporaceae. The record is from RefSeq and is a predicted model, not a curated record. Bases 1 to 192 code for a protein of 63 amino acids. The transcript has 2 exons.